AUGUUAUUGAUAUCUAAAAGGGAUCCGAUAAAGUAUAUCUUCGAAAAUCCUGUUGUUAUUGGUAGAAUCGCCCAAUGGAAACUGUUGUUGACCGAGUAUGAUAUCCAGUAUGUGACCCAGAAAGCGAUAAAUGGGAGUGUUCUGUAUGACUAUGUUUGUCACCUACCUUUCGAAGGUUAUCAACCGUUGAGGUUCGACUUUCAAGACGAAAACAUUGUGUUUAUCAGAGACUUCAUUAUGCCAGGCCCCAAGAUAAGCUCUGAGGAAGACCCCAAACCAGGAUCGCGUUGGACGCUCAUGUUCGAUGGUGCUUCCAAUGCUCGUGGCCAUGGCAUAGGUGUUGUUAUCACUUCUCCUACCGGUUUCCACCUUCCAUUUACCGCUAGAUUAUGUUUUGACUGCACCAACAAUAUGGCAGAAUAUGAAGCAUGCAUCUACGGUCUGAAGGCGGCCAUCGACUUAAGGAUCAAGAUUCUUGAGGUGUACGGUGUAUCAACUCUGGUAAUAAGUCAGGUAAAAAGUGAUUGGGAAACUCGGGAUAGCAAGUUGAUACCCUACAAAGAGCAUAUCAGAAAAUCAGUACCCUACUUUGAUGAAAUCUCCUUUCAUCAUAUUCCCAGGGAAGAAAGUCAGUUAGCAGAUGCUCUAGCUACAUUGGCAUCUAUGUUCAAAGUUAAAUGGAAGAAUGAAACACCAGCUAUCCAUAUUGACCACUUAGAGGAACCAACACAUUGUCUAGCAAUCGAGGCGGAUCCUGAUGAUAAGCCCUGGUUCUAUGACAUAAAGACAUUUCUGGAGAAAUAG
This is a messenger RNA of Lathyrus oleraceus (garden pea), 804 nucleotides long. RefSeq lists its product as uncharacterized. The coding region runs from base 1 to 804 and encodes 267 amino acids. Lineage: Eukaryota; Viridiplantae; Streptophyta; Magnoliopsida; Fabales; Fabaceae. The record is from RefSeq and is a predicted model, not a curated record. The transcript has a single exon. Gene Ontology annotation, molecular function: nucleic acid binding; RNA-DNA hybrid ribonuclease activity.